Messenger RNA from Boeremia exigua, 705 nucleotides. RefSeq lists its product as uncharacterized. The coding region runs from base 1 to 705 and encodes 234 amino acids. The record is from RefSeq and is a predicted model, not a curated record. Lineage: Eukaryota; Fungi; Ascomycota; Dothideomycetes; Pleosporales; Didymellaceae. The transcript has a single exon.
AUGGCUGCCAUCCUCGCGCCACCACCGCGGACACCAAGUCCAAUAGUCCGCAUUCGAGCACAGUCAUUUUCCUACGACUCACCAUCAUCAAUCGUCAGACUUAAUGCAUCGACCCCUAUUGAAGAAUCCCCGUUCUCCAAAUCAACCGGGAGCAUCAAUGUAGCAAAGACAGUGCCUCAACACCAUGUUCUGCUCCCACUCAGGACUAAAAUGAGCGAGGAGUCGCUAUCGGACUCUUCAAGCGCUAUGUCAAUUUCUCCAGCAAGCUCGCCUACUAAAUCUGAACACGAUAUACCACUGGAUGAAUUACCAGAGGGUAACCUGCUGGGCUUGUUCGAAUACGCCCAGGCUCCUUGCCGUGCGGAUGCACUUAAUUCUCACCCACCAAGGCCUGUCUCGCCACCGUGUUCGCAGUCCCCGGCAAAGAGACCCCGUCUCGCCCCGCCGCCCAUAGCUCUCCCGUCACAUACUGAGGCACUAUCAGACAUGGGGCCGAUCUCCCCGUUUGCAUUCCAGGAUCCUAGUUCUACUAUGACUUCGCCCUGGCUGGUGCGUGCUGUCCUGGACCUUCACGAUGUCUAUCGAUUGUCCUGGAUGGACAUUAGUGAUGUUAUGGCGAGGAUGUAUGGGACACGAACAGGAAGCGCUGAAAUUCUUGACAUCUUGAGCGGCAACGGAAGGGUGAAGAGAAUGUGGUGGAACUGA